CCAGCCAUGGAUGCUUUCGUGUCGCGGAAGCGCCGGCGGAUAGAAGCCUGUGGCACGCCUUGUCGCACUGAGGACGAUAUAGACCAGAACGGCGACACAGACUUCAAGCUUGCCGUUUUAGCGUCACUCCACCCCAAUGUCGAUAAUUCCACUCUUCUAGAAGCGCUUCUUGCUUCCGACGGUAUGGCUGAACGUGCUUCGGAGAUGCUUACAUCUGAAAGCGUCCCGACCCCUCGAAAGCGGCCUUUGUCCACCGCAAAAUACCAAGCGUCCUUAUCAAAAUAUCGACUGUCUCCAGCACACCGGAGUGGAGGCCCAGCAAUAAAACCGCUCGUGCAAAAAGGAAAGACUCUUUUUCUGUACUCGCCGGAGGAUAUCGAAGCGCACACACCUUGUUCUAUCAUUCACAAUUUUUUGCCUUCAGAGCAAGCCAACAGUCUACUAAAGGAACUGGUAGAAGAGGCGCCUUCUUAUUCGAGCUUGGAGUUCAAGCUUUUCGAUAGAGUAGUCACCAGUCCUCACACAUUCUGUUUCUAUGUCAACAGUUUGGCUGAGGCUGAGGAACAGAAGACUGAAUAUAUCUAUGAUGGAAGAAAAGUGGAUGAUGUUCGCCAAAGCCCCCCAGAAAUGCUCAAGGCAUGCCCGCAAGUCGAGGAAGCUGUGAAUGGUGAAAUCCAGCGCCGGAUCAGAGACUUCUAUCCUGGACGCGAAAAGCUCAGAUACCAAGACCCGACACCGUGGAAGGCAAACACGGCUUUUGUCAACUGCUAUGAUGGACCCAAGGAGUGCGUUGGGUACCAUGCGGACCAGUUAACAUACCUUGGGCCUCGCGCAGUCAUCGGAAGUUUAAGCCUAGGAGUUGCCCGAGAAUUCAGAGUGCGCAAGGUAGUCGCCGAGGACGAAGAGCAUCGCAAAGAAGACGGUUCGCUGGCAGAUGCCCAAGGCCAGAUAUCCAUUCAUCUUCCUCACAACUCCCUUCUCAUCAUGCACGCGGAAAUGCAGGAAGAGUGGAAACACUCGAUUGCUCCGGCGCAGACUGUUGAGCCUCACCCAAUAGCGGGAAACAGACGUCUCAACAUCACCUACCGGUACUAUAAAGCCUCACUUCACCCUAAAUUCACUCCAAAGUGUAAAUGCGGUGUACCGACGGUGCUCCGAUGCGUCACAAGACAGAAAGAAACGCGUGGUCGUUAUAUGUGGAUGUGCCAUACCAACUACGUGCCUGGUCAAGACGGAUGUUCAUUCUUCCAGUGGGCAGAGUUUGACGACGAUGGCGAGCCGCCGUGGGUACACGCCGAACGAUGA
This is a messenger RNA of Periconia digitata, 1305 nucleotides long. The record is from the annotation of a GenBank genome assembly. Lineage: Eukaryota; Fungi; Ascomycota; Dothideomycetes; Pleosporales; Periconiaceae.